GGACAUAAAUAAUAUCUCAACCCGAUACUAAUAAUUCGCAGCCGAUGACAGAUUAUUAAACAUUAAUUUACAAAGAUAAAGUUGUUAUCAGUCAACUUGUGUCAUGUAUGUAUUUUGUUCAAUCCGGACAAUGAAAUAAUUAUAAUUUAUUGACUUUGUGAUUUAACUAUCCAAAUAAAUAAAUCUGAAGAGAGUUGAGAGAAUUGUUUACAAUGUUAGUGGUGAUUUAAAUAUAUAAAUGGUGUCCCUGAAGACGACAAUUAUCAAACUCCAAAUGGAGCUUGUGACAAAACUAAAGGAACUACGAGUUGCUGUAGGGAGAGGGAAGAUAGACGAGGUCAAGAACAUAGUUAAAUGGUUCGAACAAGACGUGGAUCGCAUCAGAACGCUAUCUAAAGCGUACGAGAACACAAGGGCAUGUCCUACACAGGACGACCUUGUCAUUGCCGCGUGUUCCCACAACCAGAAGCAUGUUCUCGACUACUUGCUGAGUCAAACUGAUAUUUUGUACUAUCUCACUGACAGUACACAAAACAUUACAGAAGUGAUUGAGAAGAGAACAGAAGCGGUCAGACAUGCGCUGCGGCUGGAAGAUUUCGAAAUGGUGGUGAAGUUGUACGACUACUGGAUCGGCGACUUGUAUUGGAAAGGACACCGAAAGGAUAACUUUGAGAUGCUUGGGAAAAUACUCAACGGCGCUAAUAACUAUAAAAACGGCGAUAAAAACUUUCUUGGCUGGGUUUGCAGCAUUUUUAAGAAAAUUUUGAUCCGUUGUCGUUUUAUGACAAUAAAUCAACAGCUAAUUAUAGAUUUCGAAUCUAUCAUCAAAGUAAAUGACUUUCAGCAAAAACUGUACAACACCCUGCCAAAACCAUUGUCACAUUAUGCUGUCGCUGAAGACACUGCUGCAGAAGGCACUAACGGAAAAGAUACAGUCGAAACUGCUAGAGUGAUACUGAAUCUGUUGAAUAUAUAUGACGAGUAUUCGGUUAUAGAUAAGGUAAGAAUAAAAGAUGUUACCAAAGAAAAACAAAUCAAAUCGUACUUUGAAGAUACGGACAGCAUAUAUUUCAGAGCGUUAGCGGAUAUUAAAUACGAAUUCUAUUUUCGGAAAGUGGAUUUCAAUAUGGCGUUACUUUUAUUGGAAAAGUUAUACAUUAUAAGAAAUUAUUUAAAAAAACAUUUCAACACAAACCAGUUGCAAACCGCAUCAAAGACUUACAGAGAAAUAGAAUAUGCUAUCUAUCAUCUAAUCUACCGGACGAGCGAAGACUGGAGAUUGUAUCUACCUGCAGAUAGACAGUUAACAGAAGAAACUCAUCACAUAGGUAUCUACAAUGGGGCAAUGGGAAGGCUUAAGACAACAUAUGAUAUACAUAAGUUGUAUAAUAGUCCCGUGUUAUACUUGGAACGAGAACAUUACAAAACCUGUCUUCGAAAUUUAAAAGAUAUACUUAACGAAUAUUGUAUCAAACCAGAUCCAGUCAUUGAUGGUGAACAAAACAAUACAAACACUGAAAAAUUGUUAGAUGAGAAUUAUCUAAAACCAAAGAUGAAGGUAAGUGAUCAUUACUCAUUAAAUAAAAUUAUUACAUACAUCGAAGCUCUCGAACAGACUACUGAUACAGAUAUCAUUACGAUUGAAAGAGUUCUUCAGGUUAUCGGAGAAAUGGUUAAGGCUGAAGGCACUGGGGGAGAGUCAUCACAUUUAUCUAAAGAGACAAAAACCUACCUACAGAUAGCAAUAUCCGCGGACACCAUCAAACAUCUAAAAGGCAUUAGAGACUUCUUGUCACAUGCUCACAAAGGACAACUGAGCAUUAGGAUUGACAUCGAGAACAACCAAGCCGAUAUGUUACUAAAUGUUAAAGAAGAAUUAGUAGAAAUCAAAGAAAAAAUUGUUCCUAUUCGUGAUUUGUGUAAAUUGGUAUUAGAUAACUCGUUACUACAACAUGGUUUAGAUCUACUAGAUAAGAGAAUUAAGGCCUUACCAGCACGUGCCAGACAACGCAUAGAUGAAAUAAAAUCUGGUUUUGAGAAACAUGCAAAAAACUUUGUUUCGGAGUCCGGUGAAUAUUAUAGAAAAGUUUGGAAACCAGCUAAAAUGUCACAUCAAUUGCUUGUAGAAAUUCCAAUGCUAUUAAAAAACAAAGAUGAAAUUUUAUCAAAAAAGGAAGAAAUUAAUAAAGAAAUUAAUAACAAAACCAUGAAUAUUUUAUCUGCGUAUAAGCAUAAUGCAAUACAAACACUAGAACGUAUGAAAACAAACAAUGAUUGUGUAGAUAAGGUCAACCCUACAUUAGAAUUCCAUAAAAUUAACCCGUUGAAAUGUUCCCCAACAUUAAAUGAUAUAAAUAUUACAAAGGAUAGAUUAAAAUCAAAAAAAAUUAGUAUUAACGAGAUUGAAUCUCUGACAGAUAAUUUGCAACUUUGGCAAUCUGUCGUAGAAUUCGCAAACCUAGUAAGGAAAUACCAAAAGGGGGAUGGUGAUAAAGGAACAAAUAAUACUUCCGCAGAAGCCACUGCCGCAAAAGACACUGCUGAGGAAAAAACUAAAGCAGAAUAUACAGCCGCAGAACAUACUGUCACAGAAUAUACAACCGCAGAAGAUACUGCUGUAGAAGAUACAGCCGUAGAAAAGACUACCGCAGAAUAUACAACCGCAGAAGAUACAGCCGUAGAAAAGACUGUCGCAGAAUAUACAACCGCAGAAGAUACAGCCGUAGAAAAGACUGUCGCAGAAUAUACAACCGCAGAAGACACUGCCGUAGAAGAUACUGCAGCAGGAAAAACUGCUGCAGAAGAUACAGCCGUAGAAAAGACUGUCGCAGAAUAUACAACCGCAGAAGACACUGCCGUAGAAAAGACUGUCGCAGAAUAUACAACCGCAGAAGAUACAGCCGUUGAAAAGAUUUUCGCAGAAUAUACAACCGCAGAAAACACUGCCGUAGAAGAUACUGCAGCAGGAAGGACUACUGGAGAAGAUACAGCCGCAGAAAAGACUACCGCAGAAGAUACAGCCACAGAAGAUAUUGCCGCAGAAGGUACAGCCGCAGAAGAUACUGCUGCAGAAGAUACUGCCGCAGAAGACACUGCCGCAGAAGACACUGCCGCAGAAGACACUGCCACAGAAGACACUGCAGCAGAAGACAUUGCCGCAGAAGACACUGCCGCAGAAGACACACGACUUUGGCAAUCUGGGAAUGGUGAUACUGCCGCAGAAGAUACUACCGCACAUUGGAAAUCAGUCGUAGAUUUGGCAAAGCUGGUGACACGACUUUGGCAAUCAGUCGUAGAUUUCGCAAAGCUGGUGACACGAUUUUCGCAAUCUGGGAAUGGUGAUACUGCCGCAGAAGAUACUACCGCACAUUGGAAAUCAGUCGUAGAUUUGGCAGAGCUUGUGAACCAAGAGCCUUCAACGUAUCCGCCAAGUACAGACAAAAUAAAUUUCAUAUUAAACAAGGUGCAAGGUGUGUGUCCAGGGAACAAUCAAUCAACAAAUAAUACAUUUACAGGAAUAAAAAACCUAAAUGAAGAAGUAGAAAAAAAAUCAAAAACCUAUAUAGAAGUAAAAGAGUACACAAAGCGUCAUGAAUUAACAACGUGUUUAAUCAAUCGCAUCAAACGACUGAGGGCCACUCUAAGGUAUCCAGAACAAAUACCUUUACGAGAACUUGUUCAGCUAUACAAGCUGGAUCCAAAGUUUCGUUUUGAGUUAGAAAUGUUACUGGCCGAUAUAGAGAACGUCAUGAAUAUUACCAAACAAAACUCGAGGAAAAGUCGUGGGUUACUAGAAUAUAUUGUGCUCGGUAACGUCCUGGAUCACGGCAAUGCAUUCUUAGAGGUGAUUGGAGACUUAAUCGACUCUCAAGAGCUACCACGGGAGCUCUUGUCAAAAGCGAUAAGUUAUGCUGACGAUCAGGAAGCAGUCGAAGCUCUCGAGGCACUGUUCCAACAUAAUGUAGACUUCGAUACUAUCAACGAUGGUACGCUGGCAAAUAUGAACGAUGCGCAGAAAGGUUAUUACUCAAAAUUCAAAAAAUCACAGAACUGGAAAUCUUACGCGAUGUUAUUGAAGAUAAAACCAAAACGAAUAAAAGAAAUAAAACAAAAAACAGUGAACAAACAAACAGUUGCAAACCAUUCUUCUAAAAACAAAAUAUCGUAACUCCCCCCAGUAUAUACAUAUUGGAAACAUGCAAAGUACGGAAACAUCAGGAAUGUUACACAAAACGCGAAGAUCCAAACUCGCUUUCAACAAAGACAUCGUUUCAGACUAAACUUACCUACCGAAUUCACGUUUAAAAUUCGAUCUACAGGCCCUUACGUAAUGUCCAUUAAAUAGUACAACGAACUACCCACGGUCAUUAAAAGUGAAAAGAAAUGUCGUGUAUUUAUAUGCCAAUAGUUUUAGUAGAAACCUUAAGUGGGUAAAAGAUUUUUAUAUUGAUUUCCCAGUAGUUUUGUGUUGGACUUUGGUGUUAGUAUUAGGCUUACACUUGUUUUUAAUUUGACUGUUCUUUGAAUUUAUUUUCACUAUGUAUUUCUAUUUUUAUUUUGUUUACGAUUAUAUUUUAUUUUGACUGUUAUUAAGAUUAUGAAGUAUUUAAUUAUAAAGAUUAUUUAUAAUAAAAUUUUAACAAUGAUUCUAACCUGUAA
Molecule: messenger RNA, 4659 nt
Organism: Spodoptera frugiperda (fall armyworm)
Lineage: Eukaryota; Metazoa; Arthropoda; Insecta; Lepidoptera; Noctuidae
Exons: 2
Coding region: 239-4168 (1309 amino acids)
Biological process (GO): chromosome condensation
Molecular function (GO): DNA binding; structural constituent of chromatin
Source: RefSeq, a predicted model, not a curated record